This is a messenger RNA of Symbiodinium necroappetens, 276 nucleotides long. Lineage: Eukaryota; Dinophyceae; Suessiales; Symbiodiniaceae. The record is from the annotation of a GenBank genome assembly.
AUGUUCUGGAACAUGAUCUUCUACAUGGUGUGCUUGGCCUACUUCACUGACUGCAAGUUCUUCGAUGCAGAGCCAAAGUUGGACAUGGUCCAGUGUGCUGCCAAAUACGAGGAUUUUUACGGCUUCUGCACUUACAUGCCCUGCUUCUUGCAUCUCUGCCGCGCAUACUAUGCCAUGUACUCCCAGGGCGGAAUGGUCAUUUUCGGCGAUGGUUUCUGCAUGGGCAGCAGCAGCUUAAUCCAGAAGAUGUCGAGCAGACAGAAUGUCGCCCGGUAA